AAGAAUGCAGAGGCGAUGAUCCGCAAACACGCAGAUUUCCGGGUGCAGAUGGACGUGGAUUUUCUCGUCAAUAACUGGAAGCCGUCCGAGGUGGUGGAGAAGUACUUCUCUGGGGGGCUGUGUGGCUUUGACCGGGAGGGGUCUCCUCUGUGGUGGGAGGUGGUGGGGGACCUCGACCCCCCUGGCUUAAUGAGGUCCGAGCGGCCGGGGGGCUUCCUCCGCAGCAAGGUGCGGGAGCUCGAGCUCAUGCUGGCCGAGUGCCAGCGGCAGACUCACCUGGUGAGUAACGCAGCUGCACACUCACGCGUCUCACUCACCUGCCUAAUCGCGUACUGCCCGAUGUUGAGGAUGUUUGAAGCCAACUAUCCGGAGUGUCUAAAGAGGAUGUACAUCGUGAAAGCUCCGCGUAUCUUCUCGCUGUUCUAUACCCUCAUGACGCCCAUCAUCGGCGAGGGCACCAAAAGCAAGAUCCAGGUGCUAGGCAGUGACUGGCAGGAGGUGCUGCUAUCACAGAUCGAUGCCUCUGAGGUCCCUGAGUACUACGGUGGGACUCAGACAGGCCCGGACGGAGACCCACGAUGUGGAGACAAGGUGAGAAACACGGGGACAGUGACGUUGACAGGGCUAGACAGAACCCCACUGUGCGGAGACAAGAUGAGACAGAUGGGGACAGGAACAGGGAUACACUCAUCCUUUGUCCUCAUGUCUCUAUCUCUCCCCGUAUCUGUGUCCCUGUAUUCCCGUAUCCCCAUGUACCCUGUCCCCGUGUCUCCGUGUCCCCAGAUAAGGUUCCCCACCGAGGUGCCCCUGCAUUACUACGCAGCACGUGACCUGAGCUAUGAAAGCAGCGUGACCGUGGGGCUGGGGUCCUCGCACACCCACAGCCUCCAUGUCGCGUCGACCGGCAGCGUCAUCCAGUACCUCGCCCACCUACCCAUGAUGGUUGAAUUGAAAGUGGAGGGGUCACAAGCCACUCAUACUUAUCCAGAGCUCCCAUUGGCCACUGUGGUGGCUAAGAACACAAUGAGGGGAACAGCCGAUUGGAAUCAGCCCUUCCUCCAUGGCAUUGCUCACAGCCAUGACAUCAGCAUUACCAUCCAGCACCAUCGAGGAGGUGGGGUUGUUAUUGCCACCGACAUACUCACCUAUGGGUCCUUCUGUGUGUCUCACAGGUGGUCAUUCCAGACUGAGAGCCAUGAUAUAGGAUUCGGGGUGAGUAUGCAAAGAGAAGGUGGUGAAGACACCAGGAUCAUAAUUGCCGUGCAGAGACACAACACCCACCUCAUCCCCGAGCAUGGAACGCUCACUGCCCAAGAGCCUGGCCUCUACUCCUUGCUGUUCGACAACUCCUAUUCGUGGAUUCACUCGAAAAAUCUGCAGUUCACGGUGAAGCUGCAGCCCCCUGGAUCAGAGACAGCUUGACCUACGA
Messenger RNA from Petromyzon marinus (sea lamprey), 1429 nucleotides. NCBI's taxonomy places the organism in Eukaryota, Metazoa, Chordata, Hyperoartia, Petromyzontiformes, Petromyzontidae. The record is from RefSeq and is a predicted model, not a curated record.